AUGUUUCUGGAGGCUGUUGUCCAGUGGGGGGCAUGGGGCAUCCUGUUUCUGUGUGUGGCUGGGGCAUCGACAGCACCCAAGCUCUCAAAGCCUUGCCCGCAGCAGUGUGAGUGCCACCUGGAGACCAUGGAGGUGAACUGCUCCAGGAGGCAGCUGAGUGCCGUGCCUGAGAGCCUCUCAAGUGAUUCCCAGCGCCUGGAUUUAGCUUACAACCGUCUGAAGACACUGAGCCGUAGGCAGUUCUCAGGCCUGACACUGCUACGGGAGCUGGACCUGAGCAACAACAUCAUUUCCAUGAUUGAGGUUGAGGCAUUCCAGGGUCUGCAAAACCUUCAAAUCCUCCGGAUCAAGUGCAACCGUUUGAAGAUCAUUCCCGUGGGUGUAUUCUCAGGAAUGCCAAGUCUACGUACCUUGGACAUCAGCAAAAAUGAGAUCCUUGUCUUCCUGGACUACACCUUCCGUGAGCUGGUCAGUCUGCAGCAGCUUGAGGCUGGGGAAAAUGACCUAGUUUUCAUUUCACACCGAGCAUUUAUGGGCCUUCAGAACCUGCAGGAACUCAACCUGGACAGCUGCAACCUGACCUCCAUUCCCACAGAGGCCCUGUCUCAGCUUCAGAACCUCACAAGGAUGCACCUGCGUCGGCUAAGCAUUAGCAUUCUGCCAAGCAACUCCUUCUGCCGACUGAACCGCCUGCGCCAACUAAGAAUCUCACAGUUGUCUUCUCUGGACACUAUGAGCAGCAAAAGUCUCAUUGGACUCAACCUCACCUCCCUAACUAUAAACAAAUGCAACCUCAACACUGUUCCCUAUGCCUCUAUUCACCACCUAGUCUUCCUCCUCUAUUUGGACCUUUCCUACAACCCUAUCACUGUGGUGCAUGGGAACCAGCUUGCAGACCUGAUUCGUCUCCAGGAGUUUCACCUGGCAGGCGGCCGCCUGGUCACAAUCGAGCCGGAGGCCUUCAAGGGACUUGCCUAUUUGAGCUUGCUGAAUGUUUCCUCAAACCAGUUGUCCACACUGGAGGAGGGAGCCCUUCAGUCUGUGGGGAAACUGGAGACCCUGCGUCUCGAUGGCAAUCCUCUCUCCUGCGACUGCCGUUUGCUUUGGGUGGUACAACGUCGUUCGUGGCUGGACUUCAAUGGGCACCAGCCCUAUUGCGCAGCCCCAGAUUUUGUGCGGGGUCGUGGGUUCUGGGACUUCACAGAGGUUGAGUUGCCAGGCCUAUUCACCUGUCGACAAGCCCGCAUCCUGGACCGCAAAUCCCAGCAGGUUAAGGUGGAAGAGGGCAGCAGAGCACUCUUCCACUGUAUGGCAGAUGGGGACCCCUCACCCUCCAUCAUCUGGACGACCUCCCAGCAUGCUGUGCCUUUGGUAAAAACUCUGACUGGCAGGAUCAGAGUUUUAACCAAUGGGACGUUGGAGGUACGGUAUGCUCAAGUACAGGACAGUGGAUCUUAUCUAUGCACAGCAAAUAACAUUGCUGGGAAUGAUAGUUUUUCUGUCAGCUUGCAAGUGUCAGCCCUGCCCCACUUCCGGAACCGCACUGCCCCCUACUUCUCAGAAGUGGUAUGGACAAUACCUUCCACUCCCACUGCCACCAACUCUUCUGCCCAGGCUACUGACCCCUUCCCAUUUGAUGCCAAGACCCUGAUAAUUGCCAUGACCAUGGGCUUCUUGUCCUUCCUCAGUUCAGUAAUCAUCUGCUUUGUUUUCAUGUUCCUCUGGAGUCAGAGCCAAGGACAGAUCAAGCACACUGCCACCAUCAAUUUUGUCCCCCGUGCCUCAAAGGGUGGUGGUGGGAAUGGUAAUGACUCCGGCAGGUUCACCAUGAAGCUGAUCUAA
Messenger RNA from Conger conger (European conger), 1842 nucleotides. It is a transcript of the gene lingo4b, whose product is annotated as leucine rich repeat and Ig domain containing 4b. The transcript has a single exon. The record is from RefSeq and is a predicted model, not a curated record. Lineage: Eukaryota; Metazoa; Chordata; Actinopteri; Anguilliformes; Congridae. Gene Ontology annotation, molecular function: protein binding. Bases 1 to 1842 code for a protein of 613 amino acids.